AUGAAGAUAGCUGGUGUCAUUGUGCUCCUUACUCUGGCAGUUUUCUGCUGCUCAGAUGUUGCCAGUCACGAUGGCAAAAGAAAAUGUGAUUAUGACCCAAAGAAUGAUCCUAUCCUGUGCCCCACAGUCCAGGAACCUGUCUGCGCCACUGAUGGCAGAACUUAUAGAAACUACUGUUACUUUGGCAGAGCCAUGAGGGCAGCAUGUGGAAAACUUGGCUUAAAACACCCUGUACCAUGUCAUGAGAAAAAGAAGGCAUAA
This is a messenger RNA of Dermochelys coriacea (leatherback sea turtle), 261 nucleotides long. Its product is annotated as serine protease inhibitor Kazal-type 6-like. The record is from RefSeq and is a predicted model, not a curated record. NCBI's taxonomy places the organism in Eukaryota, Metazoa, Chordata, Testudines, Dermochelyidae. Gene Ontology annotation, molecular function: protein binding. Bases 1 to 261 code for a protein of 86 amino acids. The transcript is spliced from 4 exons.